Messenger RNA from Silurus meridionalis, 5212 nucleotides. RefSeq lists its product as uncharacterized. The transcript is spliced from 3 exons. NCBI's taxonomy places the organism in Eukaryota, Metazoa, Chordata, Actinopteri, Siluriformes, Siluridae. The record is from RefSeq and is a predicted model, not a curated record. Bases 737 to 1564 code for a protein of 275 amino acids.
AUGGAAAAUGACGACUGUUUCUAUCUUUAUAAUUCACCCUCAUCCACUUUAUGAGCAGAACAAAGACUGAAUUUGGUAUGUGAGAGUUGUUUAUUGUCCAUGAAUCCUAAAUAGAAAUUCUGUCUGUUGUUUUUUUAUUAUGCAAAUAUUUCUCUAGCUCUUCCCGCUGGUUUGCCCAUCCAAAUAUUUUCACUGCAUUUCAAUGACUCCUCUGUCAAACAUUUGCAUUGCAUGAUUGUACAAGAGGCUGCUCCAGUGUGCAGUGCUGAUAACAUAAAAAAUAAGAAAGAAUCUUUGAAAGUGCUUGUUAUCAGGGGAAAAACUGGGUUAGGCUAAUGAGCUUUCUCUGGCUCAGGCUAUCAUCCUUCAGCAAAUUCUCUGAAAGCUGCUUGGGGUAACGGGCUCUGCGUACAUUAGACACAUUAAUCUCCUGCUUGGCUUUCUAACGGUGAAGAAUUGUCAAAAAAGAAUGGGAAGUUUGUGGGUUUUCAGCCACAUGAUUUUGUUAUGGCGUGUUUAUUCUAUUUUCUACCUCCCACUUGGCUGUCUGAGAGGAACCAGCCGCAGAUGAACGGUAUAAAGGUAACCGACUUGCUCUGUGAACAAAGUGUCUCCAUGGGGAAAUACGUUUACAAGCCUAUUUUAUAACUACUGUAUGUAUAUGUCUUUGUGCUAUUAUUAACAUUCCUUGUCUCUCUUAAAUGCUUUCAAAGAAUUAUCAGGAGUUGACCAAAGCAUGUUUGAGAACUCGAGUGCAGGUGAGCAGCUGAAACAGGGAUUGAAGCUGAGCUCCAUCUCUGGUCGCCGUGACUUCUCCUCUACAGUGGGCCAAAAAAGCAGCACACCCCUGAAGAACCUGGGUAAAGCCAUGGGGGCCAAAGUCAACGACCUACUGCGACGCAAAGAACCCGGCAGCCUGGGAGACAUUGGUGUUACGGAGGUCAACAAAAACGUAGGAGCAGUGUGGUCCAGCCACAAAGUGACUGCUAACAGCCACAUUCCAAUGGACUCAUUCCCUCGCUUGGAUCCUCCACCUCCCAACAACAAGAAGCGUCUCCCUCGCGCUUUGAAGACCACACAGGAAAUGAUGAUCUCCUCUGACCCUGUGGUGGCCUCUCCAGAGGUCUCGGACUCCUCCUUCCAGUCCUCCCCAGAAAAGAUCCACCAAGUCAAAGUGCCCAAGCAACCUGAAGUGCCUGCAGAUCUCGAGAAACCCUCAGAAACUGAUAAUGUUCUGGGGAACAGUUCGGGGGUGAAAGGCCAGUCUGCUGAUAUGGAGGACAUUCAAACAGCAGAUGAGCGUAAGGAACACGGCACCGUGGAUGAAGGCCAGUCACACAUGCUGCUUUCUGUUCCUGACCUGAUCCACAAAGAUAGCCUAGAUCUCAAGCAGAAACUGAGCAGCUCCGAGAGUAGAAUGGCGUCCACAACACAUCCAGGGAAAGGAGACCGUCACAUCAGCAUGAGCGAGGCAGGGCUACUUCAGAACGGCUCAGUGGAACACAUGAGAAGCUCCAGCGGGGACAACGAGGAACCACACCCAGACCUGCUUUCAUUUGAGUAGAAACAUGUUUGAGAAGUCAUGAUGUUCAUUCUGAUCAAUCCAAUCUCCUCCACAGAAGUGUUCUCUGUGAAAUGUUGGUUUUGCUAAAAAAAGGCAGUCUCUGAUUAUUGUUGAAGAAAACUGCAGACCUUAAGGGAACCAAGCAAAAGUGGAAUUAUGAUCAUGACUUCAUCAGCAUAUCUGUUAACCACUGUAUUUUCAGCAUAUGCACUAUAACGUGUUUAUGCUUCACUUUAUGUAUUACUACAUACAUAUCCUGAAUAUUUUAGUCUUAUUUCUUUUAUUUUAUUAAUGAAAUCACUACUUUAGAUUUUUAUAAGCUUUUUCUGCACCUGUCUAUACGUCUAGCCAUUUCUGAGAUUCUUAUUUUUGUGCAUUGUAUACUAAAUAAUUCAAACAUCUCAUCACUACAAACCAAAGUGAGAACAUUUUAUUUGCUGUAGUACUUCGAAAGCAGUGUAUGUUCUCCAGAUCCUGUUUCCAUGUAACUACACCAUGUAGAGAGCCUUAAUAUCACCACAGUGCCACACAAUUUCAUUCAAUUUUAAGAAACCAUCAUCCUUUAGUUUAGUACGGUAAUCAUAAGAGGACUUUAUUUUCUCAUGAUCGUGGACCGUUAUGGUACAAAUUGUUAUGGUUAAUUAUCCUUAAUGAUGCUUCUAGAACGUGCUCUUGUGCCGAAUACACAGAAAAAUGAAUUACUGGAAUGUUCUUGACGCAGCAUCAUGGAUAAUACGCGGACGUAUGGACGUAUCAUAUCCACGAUGCUGCCACUAGAACAUGCUUUCAUGCCGAAUACACAGAAAAAUAAAGUACUGAUCUUGAGAAAAGAAAGAAUAAAUAACGCAUGACCUCUUAGGACUUCCUUAGUUUAGUGCUUUAUUAACACAAAUUAAACAUUAGCCAUUUGCUAUCCAAAUGAUUGCUUACAUUUUGUAAUAAAAUCGUAUGUAAUAUUUUACAUAUCACCGUAACUGUUCAAACUUUAAUGCGUUUCAUCACUUGACACUCUCAGAAUAAUGAAAACUAGGCUAGGUCGACUGGUAAAUGAAAUGAAGUGAAAAGGAUGACCCGUGUGCACUCCCAAAGCUACUCAUAGUAUUGAAUAAUGGCACACAGGCUGAGAUUUUUUUUGUUUUUUGUUGCUCCUCUAUGAAGGCCUGAUGGUGACAUCCCUGUUAAAUAAUGCAUGACCAUGACAUAUUAAUGCAUUAGACUCUCUCCACUGCUACCGGUGCAAGUCAGGGGUUUUGUAACAGUCAUAUUACUGCUGUUUAGAGCACUUUAAAUUACAUCUUUGUCGGGCAUUAUAAGAAUAUAAUAAAUAUACACAGACAACCUAUAAACUUUAUAUUAAUCUCUACAGAAUUUCCCAGGCUCUAUUGAAAAAAGGUGGAUUGCCUACAAGCAGGCAACUCUGGAGUGAAACCCCCACCCUCAGUGUCAGUUCCAAAGAUGUGUGUACCAUCAGUCUGAUAGAAGACGCUUGAAAGGUGAGAAGGAUGCAUAAACGUAGGGGCUGAAUUAUCAGAAAAGUUGUUAUGGUCUUUUCAAGUGAUUAACAUAGUGAUUAUGGUAAAUGGUAGACAGUAUGUCUGAUGGAACUAGGAAGUAAGACCUGUGUUUGUCUAACCAAAGCAUGGGCCAGUUAGCAGGCUGCUCCGUAAGUCUGACUAUCCAGAGAAGGGAGGAGAGAUAAAGCAGGGCAGAAUGAGGCCCAGGACUAUGAGAGUAGAAUUUGUGAGAGACGAUUUGCAGCACAGAGCUUCGAAUGCUGCUGCUGAGUGAUGGCUGGUUUGAAGGAAAGGCGCCAAUGAGGCACAAGAACAGCACCGAUGGUAAGCACCAAUGAUUUUGUAUCUCCACUUAAACCGUAGUGCUUUUGAAUUCUGAUUCUGAUGGGACAGAAGGUGUUGAUUGUUUGUUUUAUCAUAAACAGCAGCUUUAGCAGCAUACAUUAGUGUUCUAUUUAUGUGCAAGAAAGUGCACAACUUUUAAAGUCUUCAGUAAGUUGGCUUUGGAAGGAGUCUCCAGUGUCAAUGUUUUGUAAGUCUUUAGAGGAAGGAUUUUGCAGUUUCUCAGUACCGAAUACAACUUUUCUUUUCGUGUGCAUUUGUUUUAAGAGACAAGACGAGAGGGAACAACUGUUUAUAGCUGCUAUAACAAAGAAAAAACACAAAGAACUACCUUCAUUUGCAGACGUUUCAUAAAUAUUGCAUACAUACAUUCAUUCAUAAAAUCUACAUUUUGUUUUUUAAUAAAUAUUUUAAAAAUAUAUUGCUGUUAUUGGAAAAUACUCAUUUGCUUUGCAUCCCACAGCCCACCAUUAUUACUGAUUAUUUUCCUAUAACAGCACAAUUCCAGAUGUUUUAUUCCCAGUCUGAUUUCCCUUCAGACUUCCAUGAUCCUGUAGAACUUCCGUGAUCCUGGAACGUUAUCCCAAUGCUACAGAAGCGUUUUAUGCUGUUUUAUGAGGGACAUCAUGCAAUGCUUAGCAGUACAUUUAGAAUAUGCGCAAAUGUAAUUUUAUAUGAUGAGGUGAAGAGCAGAGGAACUCAAACAGAACCCAAAUGUAAUGCUUUUCGUCCCCUUUUGAUCCACAGUUCUUUUAUAACCCCUUUUUUCCUGCUAUUUUAUAAGAAUGAAAAGAUUUGUGGAAAAAAAAAACAGGUCAAACUAAUGAAAAGAAUUACAUAAGUGUUCUGUUUGAGUGAUGGAUUUAUUUUUCGGUUCAAACUGUCCUUCAACAUAAUGGAAAACUUCAACCUCAAUACAUGAUGUCACACAAUUCUGUGUUUCUCUUGCUGGAUUUGCUACUCGGUCAUUUAUUGAAAUGAAAUUUUUAUUCAAUGAAUAUCAAUACCUAUACAUGUAUAUAUGCGGGGGUCAACUAAAACAAAAUAUUAAAACAAAUUUUAAUCAGAUUUGAAGAUGAUUAUUGUAACGGGAAUGUAUUAAAAAAAAAUAGUUAUUGUAUUUUUUCUUUAGAUUUUUUUUUUUUCUUUUUGUUUUUUAAACCAUCACAUCUCUCACUUUAAUAACGAUUUAAAUGAAGGAAGGGAAAUGUUGAAGGAAUGUUGUGUUUGUGAAGGUUUUAUGAGCACAAAAAAAAUUUAAUAAAAUACAAGACCUCAAAUAGUAGAGUUUCUAUUAAAGACAUUUUUCAGAAUAAAGCUUUGUAUGUUUCUUCUUAAUGCAGCUGUUCUUCAGGAAAUGGUUCGGUCCAUUAGUGCAACAAACUGAUCGGAAUGUAAGCGAGUUUGCGUUGCAAUAUUUUGUACGACAAAAAUGCAAUAUGAUGUUUAAUCCUGCUUUCACCAUCUGUGUUCUCAAUUCAGAUGCUGUCACAUGACAAGCUGUUUUUAAAUAGCUUCAGGCAGAUGUGAAAUAUUUUAUCUCUGGAAGCAGGAGGUUUAUUAUAUAAGGUUGCAUUAAAAAGCUGUUAUUUGUUUGAUCUUUGGAUGUGAUGUUUUUGUAUGUUGUGUAAAAUGCAGCUGUAUGAAUCAGCAUUAAUGAAUCUCACAUUCUCAACAUUUGCUACUAUUAAAUUCCAUUGUAUUUGUUUUACUGCUUUUAUUAUUGGAAAUUGUCCCAAAGCAGCUUCACAGAAGGAAAUAGAUUCUGAAUAAAAAGUUUUCUAAAUAUAAA